AUGAUCGGUCAACACGUCGCUCCAAAAAAAAGCGGGGGGGGGGCAUCAAGCAGCAGCAAACUCACCGACAUCGACAGCUUUCGUGUGCCUUGGAUCUUUGAAUCCCUGGUCAAGCUUCUCGAGGUUCAGGGAUUCCCCCACUAUGAUCCCGGUAGAAGCGAUCUCAUUCGAUCCUGCAGAUUUGUUUUUCUCGCCUUCCCAGCAAUCAGGAUUCAGUUGAUAAUAUCAAGCAUCCUGCCGGCUGGAAUUAGAAUUGGUUACGAGCUGACUGCAGCUUGGAAAGGAUGCUCUGGCGGUUGA
Aspergillus puulaauensis is the source of this 300-nucleotide messenger RNA. RefSeq lists its product as uncharacterized. Lineage: Eukaryota; Fungi; Ascomycota; Eurotiomycetes; Eurotiales; Aspergillaceae. Bases 1 to 300 code for a protein of 99 amino acids. The record is from RefSeq and is a predicted model, not a curated record. The transcript has a single exon.